Molecule: messenger RNA, 1626 nt
Organism: Zingiber officinale
Lineage: Eukaryota; Viridiplantae; Streptophyta; Magnoliopsida; Zingiberales; Zingiberaceae
Exons: 2
Coding region: 1-1626 (541 amino acids)
Source: RefSeq, a predicted model, not a curated record
AUGACUUCAAGAAUAAAAGUUCUUGUUAGUUAUGGAGGUAGGAUUAUUGAGGGUGAGCAUGGUGUAGAUUAUGAAGGAGGGUCGCAUCAGGUAGUGUUUUUGCAAGAGAGCUUUGAGUAUAGUGACCUUGUUGAGUCCAUAAGCAGAAAUUGGAGCUCCGAUGAGAUGAUGUUUUAUAGAUUGCCUUGUAUGUCAAAUGGAGUCAUCCAUUAUUAUUGUAUGGAGGUCAAAGAUGGUGAUGAUAUACGUACCCUUGUUGAUAGUAUUGUUGUUGUUGAAAGUACAAGUUAUCCUCAACUAUAUGUGAAAACUAGAAAAUAUCGAGUUAAGGGUAGGAGAAGUGUAUUGACUCAGGAGGUAGAGCUGGGUGGUAGACGAAGUUUUUGUGGUCAUAGUUCGAGUCUUUUGCAUGAACCUGUUAUGCAAAGUGGUAGACAUAGUGUAUAUGCUUCUACUUCAGAGCCAAUUGGUGAUCCUUUUAUACUGCCUGGUCGUCACAGUGUAUGUGCUCCAAGUUCUCAACCGUUUGGUAAUUCAACUCUACAAUGUGACCGACGAAGUGUGUAUGUUCCGAAUCAGGUAUUGUCUAAAGCUCCAUUCGAACCAAGUCUCGACGCAAGUAUUUAUGAUGAGGUUGGUCCAUCACAUGAAGUUAUGAAGUCUUUUCGUAUAUUGAGUCAGUCAGAUGUCCCACUACCUGAGAGCAUUGAUAUACUGAUAGCAACAAAUGACUGUCAGUCCAACCCCUUAGAAGAGGAAGAUAGUGAUGGGCUACUCGGUCAAGAUGAUUGUGACGAAGAGGCAAUGAUCGAAGUGUCUGAAGCAUUUCAGUUUACUGCAGGAGCCAACUACCCUGUUUCAGCGGAUUGUAUUGGAUCAGUGGGUAACACAGUUGCAAUGGUAGUUGGUACAGAAUUUGAUACAACAUUGGAGUUUCAAGAGAAGGAAGAUGUAAUUAAUGCAGUUAAACAGUAUUCUUUGAAUUGCAGUCAAGAAUAUGAAGUUGCUGAGUCAAGUUCGCAUGUUUGGUCAGUCAUAUGCAAGAACACUAAAUAUGGGUAUAGUAGGCAGUUAUGUGCAGCAAGGUUAAAGAAACUUGGUGGAGGAUGGGGCAUAACACGAUAUAAAUGUCCACGCACAUGUGUUGCGAGGGUUAUAUCGAUUGAUCACAGACAAUUGGACUCAAACUUUAUAUGCAACUGCAUAUUGGAAGGGGUGAAGAAAGAUUUGUCCAAGUCAGUUGGAAGAAAGCAUGGGAGGCUAAAUAGAAGGUUAUCGCCAGAAUUUGGGGUGAUUGAGAUGAAUCAUACCAACGUCUACCACAUUUCUUUGCAGCUCUGCAACAGACAAAUCCUGGAAGUGUUGUAUGGUGGGCAUUCGGUGAUCACACUCAUGUCAGGCAUCGCGCAGUUGAAUUCAACAAAAAAAAAAUUGAGUCGACUAUUUUGGUCAUUCAAACCAGCUAUCUAUAGUAUCGAGUUCACAAAGCCAGUGAUCCAAAUUGAUGGAACUUUCUUUUAUGGUAAGUAUAAACAUUCACUCCUAAUUGCAACAACCAUUAAUGGAGAUAACUCUGUGAUUUUACUGGCUUAUGCGCUGGUAGAGUCCAAGAAUGUGGACAGUUAG